Molecule: messenger RNA, 1209 nt
Organism: Trematosphaeria pertusa
Lineage: Eukaryota; Fungi; Ascomycota; Dothideomycetes; Pleosporales; Trematosphaeriaceae
Exons: 3
Coding region: 1-1209 (402 amino acids)
Source: RefSeq, a predicted model, not a curated record
AUGGCUUCGAAUUCGGAUGCAUCGGGACUCGGUACAACAAACCGCUAUCGACACGAGAUCCAUACCCAUCUUCUGGUCUGGGGUCCUCUCGCUCUCUUCUGGCUUAUCCUCAACUGCGUGCGUUACGCGUAUGCGCCUCAGUUCGCGGGUUGCGUUUGGUCCUUUCCAGCUGUGCUCGAGGAUGUCACUUCGGAGUGCCCCAUCGGCGCUUUCCUCGAACAACCGCGCCCGUACAUCUACGCCGCUCUGAUCUCAACGGUGCUCCUUUCUACGAUUCUAUAUCGUCGCCACCCAGAGAAGCUCAAGCGUGUUACGUUCUACAUUCACUUCGUCAUCACGUUGGCCAUCUACUGCCUCACUUCCUUCUUUGGAUACACCACCUAUGUCGAUGCACCCGCUUAUUACUUCCUUCCUUUUUGCUGGAACUCACCGGCUAGGCCACUGUGGCUGUGGUGGUUGGUGGAGAGUAUGUGGUGGUGGGUCUCAUACUUAGGAACAUAUGACGACUACAAUUUCCGUCCGGAAUCCCGCACCAUUGUCGACAAGAUAGGCACACGUCUAUGGACUUUCACGUCCAAUACGGAUGACUUCCCUGAGGUAUAUGACGAUCUUCUCCAGUACAUGCCCUACUUCCGGCCGUGGCAAGAUAUCGCGACUCGUCUUUCGUACAUUCACGUUGUGGAUAACUCAAUGCGCAUCGCAUGGAUGAGGUGGAAAUCCGGUGUCCUAUCAACGAACGUCAGCAACUCGGAAAUUCUUACUUUGAUCCUGUUUUUCGUCCUGGGUAUCUAUACGUACGCGAGGAUGAAAUCGCAUGUGAUCUUCAUCGAGGACAAAGAAAUGAGUUUUGGGAUCGAGGGCGACAGCGCACCGUUCUCAGAGAAGUCUAUCACGAAGGGCCUCUUUUCCUUGUGUCACCGAAAUGAGGAAUUCCACAGCCCGUUCGACCGCCAAAUCACCACGACCUAUCUGUUGGUUCAGAUCUCGUCGCUUCUUGCUCGCUUCCAGUACGGCCUGUGCCCUGCGAUACUUAUAUUUAUCUUCAUUGGGACUUUCUUUACCCCACUCUGGGUGCAUAUCCUCUCCGGCGAUCCGUAUAUGAACAAGAAACAAUGGGAGGAAUCGAAAUUCUACACGUCUUCUUGCAGCAAUUGCGGACGGGAGGUGCAAAAAGAACAUCUGAGGCUGAUACCACCAUACAGCUUUUAG